Messenger RNA from Brenthis ino (lesser marbled fritillary), 453 nucleotides. The record is from the annotation of a GenBank genome assembly. Lineage: Eukaryota; Metazoa; Arthropoda; Insecta; Lepidoptera; Nymphalidae.
AUGUUACGCGGUCGGAGAUUAUACAACGUUGGAUGUUUGAUAGCGAUACACUUUCACCCCGAUAGAAUCGCUCAAAGCGCUCCCGCGAUCAAUGCCACAGCCAGUUGCGCCGGUCGAGUUAUAGGAUUUGCCUGCGUGUCUACAUCUAGUAAGAGGAAAAUGGCUGAUAAACUAAGUCAAGAAGAGAGAGAUAGCUUGCUUAAACCACUUCUCCAGUCUGGCUGGAAAGUUCAGAGCAACAGAGAUGCUUUAGAAAAGGAAUUUCAGUUCAAAAACUUCAAUGAAGCUUUUGGUUUCAUGACACAAGUUGCUUUACUCGCUGAAAAAAUGGAUCAUCACCCAGAAUGGUUUAAUGUCUACAAUAAAUUACAGGUGACAUUGUCUUCUCAUGAUGUAAAUGGCUUAAGCAAGAGGGAUAUAAAAAUGGCAUCAUUUAUGGACAGCAACUUUCCU